GCAGCGCGUGGCGGGGGCGCCGGCUCCAUGGGCAGCGGCGCACAGCGGCACGAUGAUGGAAGUUAAUAGCAGCGGCAGCCCGGACCUCUACGGGCACCUCCGCUCUUUCUUCCUGCCGGAGGUGGGGCGCGGGCUGCCAGACCUGAGCCCCGACGGCGCCGGCCCGGUCGCGGGCUCCUGGGCGCCGCACCUGCUGCACGGGGUCGUGGAGGUGACGGCUAGCCCCGGGCCCACCCGGGACGCGCCGCGGGACAAUACCUCCGGCUGCUGGGAGCAGAUCAACUACGGCAGAGCCGAGAAAGUUGUGAUCGGCUCCAUCCUGACGCUCAUCACGCUGCUGACGAUCGCCGGCAACUGCCUGGUGGUGAUUUCGGUGUGCUUCGUCAAGAAGCUCCGCCAGCCCUCCAACUACCUGAUCGUGUCCCUGGCGCUGGCCGACCUCUCGGUGGCCGUGGCGGUCAUGCCCUUCGUCAGCGUCACCGACCUUAUUGGGGGCAAGUGGAUCUUUGGCCAUUUCUUCUGCAACGUCUUUAUCGCCAUGGACGUCAUGUGCUGCACGGCCUCGAUCAUGACCCUGUGCGUGAUCAGCAUCGACAGGUACCUUGGUAUCACGAGGCCGCUGACAUACCCUGUGAGGCAGAACGGGAAGUGCAUGGCCAAGAUGAUCCUCUCCGUCUGGCUUCUGUCCGCCUCCAUCACUUUACCGCCGCUCUUCGGCUGGGCUCAGAAUGUCAAUGAUGGCAAGGUGUGCUUGAUCAGCCAGGACUUUGGCUACACAAUUUACUCCACCGCAGUGGCAUUUUAUAUCCCCAUGUCCGUCAUGCUUUUCAUGUACUACCAGAUUUACAAAGCCGCCAGGAAGAGCGCCGCCAAACACAAGUUCCCUGGCUUCCCCCGGCCAGAGGAGCCUGACAGCGUCAUCUCCCUCAAUGGCAUGGUGAAGCUUCAGAAGGAGGUAGAGGAGUGUGCAAACCUUUCAAGACUCCUCAAACACGAAAGGAAAAACAUCUCCAUCUUUAAGAGGGAGCAGAAAGCAGCCACCACCCUGGGCAUCAUCGUCGGGGCCUUCACCGUGUGCUGGCUGCCGUUUUUCCUCCUCUCGACCGCCAGGCCCUUCAUCUGCGGCAUUGCCUGCAGCUGCAUCCCACUGUGGGUGGAGAGGACAUGUCUGUGGCUGGGCUAUGCAAACUCCCUCAUAAACCCCUUUAUAUAUGCCUUCUUCAACCGGGACCUGAGGACCACCUACCGCAGCCUGCUCCAAUGCCAGUACCGGAAUAUCAACCGGAAGCUCUCAGCCGCAGGCAUGCACGAGGCCCUGAAGCUCGCCGAGAGGCCUGAGAGACCUGAGCUUGUGCUGUAAGACAAAACUCUGACUACUGUAGAAAAAAAAGUCAUGAUUCAUGAUCAAAAGCAGAAUAAUGGAGAUGAAAUAAACAAGGCAAGACAGAGGUGGAAACAGAAUGCAAUCAUUUGCCGAGACUUCGGAAUGGAAUGCGGCGUCUGUCCUUUCUUGGGAUGGCUAAGACAUGACCAGCAAAGUAUAUCCACUGUUCUGAGUAUAUCGUGAGAGGGAUGGUGACCUCUCCUUGUGUUCUGUGGAUUCGUGCUAUUGUGUGCACGUGGAAAUGGCCUGAUCGGCUCAGCUGUAAGCGCACACACAGAACUGAGUUCCAGAAAGAACACAGUUUCUGGUGCUUUGCUUCUGUUCAAGUCUGUGCAAAUGAAGAAGUUCCCAUGCAUACUUCCCAUGCUUUUGAGUCGAGGCCUUGUGGUGAAUAUUCAGGAAUCAUUCAUGAGACAGAUGUAUUUUGCUGUGGGACAGAGGGUGUUUUCCUCAGCCCACUGUGGUAAGCCUAGUGAUGAAUACAUUGCAUGUCCACAUUAGAAAACAGAACCCUGUCAUCAGCUACUACAAAUGAUCUCCCAGAGCAGUGUCUGUUCAAAGCUUCUGUCAAACAGUUUGGCUUUUUUGCAGGGUCCCUCUGACGUCCCCACCAGCCUCCUUUCUUUGUUAACUCGCUUCUCGUUCUGGAGUAACUCAGGAACAGAGCUCAGGAUGGAGAGAAUCUUAAAAGCUGAAUAAAGUUUUUUUUUUUUUUUUUUUUUAAUCAUGCUCAAUCUUCUCCUGGGGGCUCCUGAGAGGGGAGGGGCAUUCCUCCUGUGAGGAGUUUUCCCUGGAUGGAGAGCGAGGGCUGCUUCCCUGCCCUGGACAUGAACAUGACGGUUGGCACAGAACUUGUGACUGUCCUUUACACCUGGGUGCUGUGGGCCCGCGGGCUGGCUCCUAACUGUGAGGUUUGGGGGAGGAAGGAUGGUAAUAAUGGGGUUUCCAUGCAAGGCUGUGAUGCUUUUGGAGAUGGAGCAUCCUUGUGCUAAUUCUCAUUGAGCAGCGUUGUAUGUGUGCCCCAGAGGUCACCUGGGGCAGUGUUGGGAAGCCUCUGGAGUACCAUUCUGUUCCUUCUAGAGGGUUGGUAUUUGUGUUCUCUGUAUCUGAAAUCACAUGUGUGCCUGGUCAAUUCUGUUCUUCUCCCCUGUCCCUCCCCAAAGUGAUAGAUAUUCAGGGCAGGUCAGGACAUGGAAAAGUUCCCUUUGUACUUGGCAUUUUUUUUUUUUUAAAUGGUUCUAUGUAAUAUGUAUGAGUUAGGGAGACAGAAAGUAGAUCAGAGAAGAGUAACUCUAAGGGGACAAAAUGAAGGCAAACCUUCAUUUGACAAGAGAGAAUGGAAAGAGAAUAUUAUUUUCCUGCAAUAUGUGUAGCUGUUUUCUCACAGGAUAAUGUGGAAUUCCAGCGUGGAUGGCAGAUUUCUUCCAACUUUCACUGACUUUGCUUCUUACCACACCUGAGGAAGGGUCUGCCUCUCUGAAAGGGGAGGUGGGCACUGUUCUUUCUGAUAAAGCUUGUACCAAUUCCUGAACUGUGGGUUUGCUGAAGUAACUGUAUAUACUUAUAUCCAUAAUUUAAAUGAUUCAUUCUGGUCAGGUAAAUAUUGUUAAAUUUGAAAAUGUUUUAUUACAUUACAUCAAAUAAAGUUUAUUUGUAGCUGU
Dama dama (fallow deer) is the source of this 3045-nucleotide messenger RNA. RefSeq names its product 5-hydroxytryptamine receptor 7 (gene HTR7). Gene Ontology annotation, molecular function: neurotransmitter receptor activity; G protein-coupled serotonin receptor activity. Lineage: Eukaryota; Metazoa; Chordata; Mammalia; Artiodactyla; Cervidae. Gene Ontology annotation, cellular component: plasma membrane; dendrite. Gene Ontology annotation, biological process: vasoconstriction; G protein-coupled receptor signaling pathway, coupled to cyclic nucleotide second messenger; circadian rhythm. The transcript has 3 exons. The record is from RefSeq and is a predicted model, not a curated record. Bases 53 to 1360 code for a protein of 435 amino acids.